Molecule: messenger RNA, 1339 nt
Organism: Manihot esculenta (cassava)
Lineage: Eukaryota; Viridiplantae; Streptophyta; Magnoliopsida; Malpighiales; Euphorbiaceae
Product: F-box/kelch-repeat protein SKIP25
Exons: 1
Coding region: 64-1206 (380 amino acids)
Molecular function (GO): protein binding
Source: RefSeq, a predicted model, not a curated record
AGAAGAGGAUAAAAGCCUAGAGCCUUCUGCUUCAAUUUCUCAUUAAUAUACCUCUCUCUUCCCAUGGAGACCAUCCCAAAACCUAGCAAAGACAUCAAGAAAAACUCCAUUGAUGAUAUUGACGAUGAAUCUCUCUUACCAGGCCUCCCCAAUCAUCUUGCCCACAUCUGCCUUUCUUCUCUUUCUCCUUCCCUUCUUUUCUCCGUUUGCCACGCAUGGCGGAGACUCCUCUACUCUCAUUCCUACCCUCCCUUCUUUUCUCUUUACGUCCUCCUGUCACCGCCACUUAAUGCUGCAAAGAGAAAUGUUGAUCAAGUUGAUACAAUCAAUUCGGUUGAGUUUUUGUCUCUAGACCCCAUUUCUUCAACUUGGCAGUCGCUUCCUAGUCCUCCAAGCGACCCCCCACUUCACCUCAUCCAUCGAUAUCCUUCUUUCUUGUCGAGAAAUCUUCCAAUCCAGUCUCUAACUGUCGCUAAUCAUCUUGUCCUUAUGGCUGCCACCACUGGCCGUUUUGUCCCUGCACUUUCUAGGCCACUACUCUUCCACCCAGAAUCCAACUACUGGUUCUUUGGUCCUCCAUUCACCAUCCCACGCCGCUGGUGCGCCACCGGUUCUGUUGGAGGCACAGUUUACUUAGCGAGCGGAGUGGGGUCACAUUACAGUGGAGACGUGGCUAGGUCAAUGGAAAGAUGGGACACGAAACAAAAGAAAGAAAACUGGAGAUGGGAAAAAAUGGCAGCAUUAAAAGAUGGUAGAUUCAGCAGAGAAGCGAUCGAGGCAGUGGGGUGUAAAGGGAAGCUUUACAUGGUUAACGUUAAAGGAAAUGCAGUAAAAGAUGGUUGGGUUUAUAAUGUUGAGGAAAAUCAAUGGGAGAAUAUGCCGAAGGGAAUGCUUGCCGGAUGGAGUGGACCGGCGGCGACGAUGGAUGAAGAGGUGAUAUAUGUGGUGGAUGAAGUGAAGGGAGCUUUGAGUGAGUAUGACAGUGAAAGGGAUUGUUGGAAGAAGGUAAUUGAGUUGCCGGAGCUUAAAAGGGCAGAGCAGAUAGCUGCCGGGAGAGGAAGAGUUUGUGUGGUUUGUGGAAACGGAGAAAGGAUUGUGGUGGUGGAUGUGGUGACGACGCCUACAAGAGUUUGGGAGGUGGAGCCGCCGCCUGGGCAGCAAGUGGUUUCUCUACACAUAUUGCCAAGGAUGAGCAAGCAUCACUAGCGUAGCUAAACAAUUACUGUACAUGAUCAGCCCAGCGGUUUGCCAGAAUUCAUAUGAACUUUUUUCUUCUUUUUGAUAGAGAAUUUAAUAUAAACUUGACCAUAUGUGUAUCUAUAAAGUACUUAUUAAUUUC